Messenger RNA from Caenorhabditis briggsae, 1116 nucleotides. The record is from RefSeq and is a predicted model, not a curated record. Bases 1 to 1116 code for a protein of 371 amino acids. Lineage: Eukaryota; Metazoa; Nematoda; Chromadorea; Rhabditida; Rhabditidae. The transcript is spliced from 7 exons.
AUGGACCACAAUGAGAUGAUCACUCGAAUUGGGGAGGAGAUCAAGAACGCUGGAGUCGAUUUCAACUUGGACGAUCCGUUUGAUGACCCUUCUCUUUGUACUACGGCUUUCAUGGAUAUCCUAUGGCAAGAUGAGCAUGGAAAUUCGGCACUGAUGUUAGCAUCAGCUGAGAAUCGUGUUCAGCAAGUCAAGGGAAUUCUUAUCAUGGCUAUCAAUAGUGGAAAGUUAUGGCAGGUAAUUGACAUGCGUAACAAAGAGCGCCUCAACUGUGUGGAUAUGGCGAUUCGAGCAGGCAGCGAGACGUGUGCAAUGCUAAUCACCAAAGUCGCCAGGGAGUACGCGAAGCAUCGACCCCGGUCGGAAACUGAAAAGAAGUUUGACACGAUGCCCACCAACGAAGAAGACGUCACAUUCACUCUGCUCUCGUCGAAGAAUGCCGAGCAGUUUGAUGAUAAUUAUGUGAAAGAGCUCGUCCGUCAAUCCUCUACGGCUUCUGGUCACGCUGGCGCCAACAAGCAGAAGCUAAACCGCGAGAAACUCUCCAACAGUUUGGCGAAAAGCACCGCCGCCGCGUCAGCCGGAAGAGAAUAUCUCAAAAUGGUCAAACGAUCGUCGUCGGCUCACUCGCGGCUCAUGUCCCAGAGAACGUUCUCCGUGGAGUCGGGCUCCAUUGAUUCUUCGGAGCCGUCGACUCCUCAAAUGACAUCUCCACCAGCGGAUCAUGGAGUGUUGUCAAGUGUCGGCGAGCGAAUUCGAAAUAUUUUUGGAAAGAAGCCACCACUUCACACUAAAAGUCUCUCGGUCGUUCAAACCGACCGAGUUGCUUCUCCAUCAGUUCGCUCUUCAUCGGUUUCCAGCAAGCCACUCAAUUAUCAGCCGUCAUCGAAUACGGAGGAAGACAACAUUCGCCUUCCACAACACUCGAGCUCCAACGACUCUCCGACGACUUCUGAGGGGCCCUCAGGAAUGUUCCGUUGGGGAUCCAAGGCUCAACCAUUGAGCAGUGCCACACCGACAACGGUCAAUGGAAUCCGCUUGCCACCGUUGAACCUUCGUCGACGUGGAAGCGAUCAGAAGAAUCGCGACUUCCACUCGCUGGGAGGGGACGACGAGUGA